Botrytis byssoidea is the source of this 4887-nucleotide messenger RNA. RefSeq lists its product as uncharacterized. The transcript is spliced from 7 exons. The record is from RefSeq and is a predicted model, not a curated record. Lineage: Eukaryota; Fungi; Ascomycota; Leotiomycetes; Helotiales; Sclerotiniaceae. Bases 1 to 4887 code for a protein of 1628 amino acids.
AUGCAGAAUUAUUCUCAAAAAAAGCUCAAAGAAGCCAGAGAUUUCAUUGACGAUUUGCAACGUCAGAAUGGCGGAAUCAAAAAAGAGUAUGAAGAAAUUCUGGAGCGUGACUUUCCUGAAGUUUUGGAGACAAUCAGGAACAUGCGAAGAAAGCUCGGGGUCUCGACUCAAAUUUUGACUGAACAGCUCUAUCAAAAGUCUACUCGCUUUAUCUACGAGAUCAUCCAAAAUGCGGAAGACAACAGAUACACAAUCUCAAACAAGUUGCCCUUCUUGUCUUUCACUCUCCACUCGGACCGCCUCAUUAUAGACUCCAACGAAGAUGGCUUUACCCCGAAGGACAUCGAAGCUAUAUGUUCCAUUGGCGAGAGUACUAAAGCAUCCGUCCAAGGCUAUAUUGGAGAAAAGGGCAUCGGCUUCAAAUCUGUCUUCAACGUUGCUCAUAAAGUCCAUAUCCAGUCCGGGCCUUAUUCCUUUGCAUUUGAAUAUUUCAAGGAGAAUUCCAAGGAAGAUUCCAAGGAGGAUUCUAAAGAUUGUGGACUUGGAAUGGUUACACCGAUGAAUGAGACCCCACAUGAGCUUCCCGAUGAUGUUCGAACAAGGAUGGUCUUAUAUCUCCAUGUGAAUAAAGAUCGAGAGGCAUUAUGUCAAGAUUUGCUAAAUUUGCCAGACACACUACUACUGUUUCUCAAAAAGCUACGGCAACUGACUGUCAAAUUUGAACUUCUUGAUAGGGAUGUUCACAAAGUCCAAUUCUCUCUGACGCGUCCAAAAAACAAUGGUCUCUCUGAGAAUAUAGUUCAGACUAAAACCGCAAUCACGGGUACAAUCAACUCUGUCAAAUAUAAGAGCUUCUGGGUCAAGAAGCGCCACGUCAUCAAUCUCCCUGCUGAUUCCGCUCGUGCCGAAAUCCGUGAAGCUGAAGUCAUUCUAGCCUUUCCUAUUGAUGAAGAUCAUGUACCAGUCAUUGAAGAACAAUAUGCUUUUGCGUUCCUUCCCUUGAAAAAGACCGGGUACAAGUUUCUCAUACAAUCAGAUUUUAUUACCAAAGCCAGCCGAGAAGAUAUUGUGGAUUCUGUGUGGAAUAGGCAAUUACUCGAGGAAGUGGUCGCAACAUUCAACAGUGCAAUCAAUGAUCCCAAUGGGUUUCUUGAGCACGACACACUUCGAUACAGCUGGAUCAGAUAUAUUCCCACAACAGCUAUUACAGAUGAAUUCUGGGGACUCCUGCAACCCAGCUUGUUUGGCAAACUUUGCACCAGUAAAUUCUUCUUUUCUCUGGAUGGAUAUCGCUGGGCACCUCAUCGUUUGCGGGUUUUGCAGAACACCUUUCGAGACGAACAUCGCAAUCCUCUACUGGCAGAUAGUAUUGUAGGCACAUCUGUGUACGUCUCGGAGUCUUACGAUGCUUCUGAUAUUCCUAUUUUGGAAAAGAUGAAAGCAAAGCAUCUAGAUACCGGGGAUUUUUUGCAAAGACUAGAGGAAGAUCUUGUUCGAACUCAUGAUUCUCGAAUGAAAACUACGCCUCUGAGCAGCCCUUGGCAUACGAAAAUGGCAAAUCUUCUCAUUACUAUGGGUCAGGAUGAUAGCAAUAAAAUGAAGAUACAAAAACUGAACAUCAUACCGCUUGACAGUGGGGUGUGGGCUCGUCCACUGAAUGCGAGUAUAUUUUUCCCAACUUCGGGUGGUGUUGACAUACCGAAGGCUCUACCUCUGAACUUGGUCGACGGAGAAGCACUUGGAAAUCCGAGCAGGAAAAAGCUCUUUUCGCAACUUGGGAUAGCUGAGUGUUCACCAGAACGCAUAUUUCCUCUCAUUGAGCAACGAUAUAAACUCUCCAAUCGGAAGACUGAUUCUGUUUCCGAUAUCAAAUUCCUUUUCUGGCAUCAUGAAAAGCUCCCAGCUAAUUGUUCAAUAUUCAUGUGGUUAUGGAAUGGGGAAUGCGUUUUACCACGUAAUAUUAAUGACGGCGACUGGAUUUAUUGUAGGGAAUCCAAUCAUGCAUACGCAACGAUCAAAAUUAUUGGUGAAUCUAUACCAAUCGAGAUAAAAAAUGGCAGCCAUGUCAGAUAUCCAGAGAAGAGUUACUACAGCGCUCUCGAAGCUUGUGGCAUUCGAAAUGGGCACACUGGAAUUGAGUGGCUUCGGUCUCUUGGGAUUAAAGAGACGCCGCAACUACGGCGUAGAGAGAAUUCUUCAGAUCCAAAACUUUCGAUAGAAUUCAAGCACAUUUUAAAAAAUCUUCCGAAACAUAUGCUUGGCACGUUGCAAGCAGAUUGGAUGCAGUACAAUGAGACGGAAAAAUGGGAUAAUUUCUUCAAGCAAAGGAAGGUUCCCAUCCUUGCCUCAUCGGCGAUGAUGAGUUUAAAGGACACAUAUCUACCAGUAUCAAAGCUCAAAGGUAUCGUUACAAGUCUGGGACUAGAAGAAGGAUUCGGCUUUUUGGAGGAGUUGGAUGGUAUCUCUGAAAUUGAGGUUUUCAAAUGGAGCUUUCUCAAGCGAUUCGGAGUUGGGGUGGAUGAAGAUGUUUCAUUUUGGCUGAGGUUACUAAAGCAAGCUAGACAGAAAGAUUCAAUCAACCCCAGCAUUGUCUUCAGAAUAUACUCAAGGUUACAAACCUACAUUGAUGAGUCAGACAUUAUAAGAAUCAAGGAAACCUUUGAAGAGAAAAUGAUCUUUGUUCCCAGAUCCAAUUCUACCACGGAUGACUGGGAGUGGAAUAAUGAUGAUGAAUGUGUAUGGAGUGGCCCUGAGUGGUUUGAACACAAGCCUCGUCUUCAAGCCAUCAAAGAAUAUCAGAUACUACAAGCGCUGUUUGUAAAUACUGUUGAGAUUCCCGAUGCCACGUUGAAUGACUUCCUAGAAUAUCUGGAUUGUAUUAAACUUCUUGACCAGAACGAAUCCGAGGGCAACUUCAACGAACAGAAGUACAAAAUCAUCUUGCUGUAUGAUAAGCUCAACGAAUUAACGGAAGAUGGUAGCAGCUUAGAAGAAGUGGAAACAGUAAGAUCGUGUAUCGAGGAAAGCAGCCUUCUUUACUACCCUCCAAACAAGUUAUGGUAUGCCCCAUCAUCGUGCGUCUGGGCCACAGAAGAUAUCCAGCUCCCAGAGAAGAUUUCUAUCGCCACCGAAUACAAGAAUCAACGGACAUUCUUUAGAAAUGUGUUGGGUGUUGCGAAGCCAAAUCUAGAAAUGCACAUUAUUGCGCUCCAGAAACGCGCUCUUGAGAACCCAGAUAAGGAGGGCAUUCUGCGCGAGCUAAGAAACAUAUGCGCACUCAAUCCGACUGUGGCAUUACGAGAUAAACUUUCCAAAUGCAAGUGUUUCCCAGUAUAUCGACCAUCACAGGAGGUUGAAUGGUUGGACAGCACUGAUAGCUUUGCAAUUGUUGAUCGUAAAGAGCACGGUGAUGUUUUUAGGAACAAGAUCAAUGUGCUUGACUUUUCAUUAGAAGAAGUCCAUUCUGUAAAUCAAUUUCUUGUUGAGCUCGGGCUUGAAGGAAGAUUCACAUCGAGGGCUGUGAAAGAGGACACAAAGAUCGAAGAUGGUCUGUUAAGCGAUGCGCUGACAAACGAUUUGAGAAGAAAAGCAUAUGCCAUCUGUCGGUAUGCCGCUCAUUAUGGGAGUAACAAUUCUAGAUCUGCCUAUGAUUUACUGCAGGCUCUUGAGGUCUUCACAAGCGAGAGCAUCACUAAGGAGGUUUCUAUCACCCAGAACAAGAAGAUCAUAUCGGUAAAAGUGCAUACAGCGUUCUUACAUAUUGUGCAAGAUAACAACCAACUUAAACUUUACGUUCCUAAGGAGCAGCGACAGAGGGAAGUCUGCUUGUCGCGCCAGCUACCCAUUGAAUUGCUCAAGCACCUUGGAGUACAUAACUUCCGCAAGGGAGCUGAGCUCGGCUCUGUCAUCAGAGCUACUAGUUCUUUUGCUAUAGAUGCAAUUCUUGAUUCAGAUGGAAUCAUUGAUGUACCCGGAAUCUUCCCCCCAGAUGAUUAUAGCGAAAGCGAGCCACCAGCGUUUGACGCCUCUCAGGAUAUUUCCAGCCCAGCCAUCACUACUGAUGUAGAAAGCAGAGUAACAUUGCUCGAGCCCCACUACCGUGACGAGCCUCCUACCGAGCGUCAUUACGUUCGAGCCCAAUUAAUUGAUAAUUCCCUUCGGACGCUGACUACGCCCGGCACAUAUCCGCCUGAAAUACCCCCUGAGCGACCCGACCUUUUCAAAGAACUUCUAGACGCAGUCAUCAAGCAAGCACGUAGCGUGCACGGUAUACCAGCGGUUGACGAUGUCCUGAUAGCUGCCCUCUCUACUAACGCUCGUUCCGACACUAGCCUAGCUGUUGGCUCAAAUGUGGCUGGAGAAAGCUUGUUUAGAAUUGGCGUAGCUGGAGAGUUGUUUAUGUUUGAAAUAAUGAAGAGCCUUGGCCUGCCCCUUUUCGAUCUGGGAAAUUGGAGAAGCACGAUUCGACAUCGAGUGACUAUCCACAAUGAAUACAAAGAUAUGCCUCGCUGGAGUGGCUCCGAAACAUCAGAUAUCGUAUAUGAAGACCAUGACAAAAUGUUGACUUCAUUACUUAUCACAAACAACUACUUUAACACUGAGGAACUCGGAAGACUGAGGUUUGCAAGUUCUUCUACAUAUUAUAUCGAAGUCAAAACAACACCUGGGCCACUUGAUAAUGCAUUCUAUUGUAGCCAAGGCCAAUUCGACAGGAUGGAAAGUAUGAAGCUACAAUCCGAUCAACUAGUGAACGAAGUUUACUUGGUUGCUAGGGUUUUCAAUCUUGGAGCUUCAGGUAUGGGUUACAAAUUGUAUGUGGAUCCUGCUGGAUUGCGGAGGAAAGGACAGCUUAAGUUUACGGCGGAUAAAUAUAUUGUGACAUCGUAA